Molecule: messenger RNA, 1827 nt
Organism: Cygnus atratus (black swan)
Lineage: Eukaryota; Metazoa; Chordata; Aves; Anseriformes; Anatidae
Gene: PTPN6
Product: protein tyrosine phosphatase non-receptor type 6
Exons: 15
Coding region: 1-1827 (608 amino acids)
Biological process (GO): protein dephosphorylation
Molecular function (GO): protein tyrosine phosphatase activity
Source: RefSeq, a predicted model, not a curated record
AUGCCAUCCUGUGGGUGGUUUCAUCGUGACCUGAGUGGGCUGGAAGCUGAAGCCUUACUGAAGGGACGAGGUGUCCAUGGGAGCUUUCUAGCCAGACCCAGUCGGAAAAAUCAGGGGGAUUUUUCCCUUUCAGUUCGGGUUGGUGACCAGGUAACCCACAUCCGCAUCCAGAAUACUGGGGAUUUCUAUGACCUGUAUGGAGGGGAGAAGUUUGCCACAUUGUCAGAACUGGUGGAGUACUAUACACAGCAACAGGGCUCACUGCAGGACAAAGAUGGAACCAUCAUCGACCUGCGAUACCCGCUCAACUGCUCUGACCCCACUACAGAGAGAUGGUACCAUGGGCAUCUGUCAGGCGCUGCAGCUGAGUCACUUCUCCAGGUCAAAGCCACACCUUGGACCUUCUUGGUGCGGGAGAGCCUCAGCAAACCUGGGGAUUUCGUCUUGUCUGUCCUGACUGACCAACUUAAACCUGGGUCUGAUGCUCCAUCAGCUGGGGCAAGCAGCGCCUCCGGGGCCCGUCUCAAAGUCACCCACGUGAAAAUCAUGUGUGAGAAUGGACGUUAUACAGUUGGAGGUGCUGAAAAGUUUGACAGCUUGGCAGAUCUGGUGGAGCACUUCAAGAAGACUGGAAUUGAGGAAGUGUCUGGCUCCUUUGUAUACCUGAAGCAGCCCUACUAUGCUACAAGGGUGAACGCUGCUGACAUUGAGAAUAGAGUGCACGAACUGAACAAGAAGAGUGUAUCUGAAGAAACAUCCAAGGCUGGAUUCUGGGAGGAAUUUGAUAGCCUGCAAAAACAGGAAGCCAAGCAGCUGUUUGACCGUCAUGAGGGCCAGAGACCUGAAAACAAGAGCAAGAAUCGAUACAAGAACAUCUUGCCCUUUGAUCACUCUAGAGUCAUCCUCCAAGGAAGGGACCCAAAUAUCCCCGGAUCUGACUAUAUCAAUGCCAACUACGUCAAGAACAAUCUGAUCAGCCCAGACGACUGCACCAAGACCUACAUCGCUAGCCAGGGCUGCCUGGAUGCCACAGUCAAUGACUUCUGGCAAAUGGUGUGGCAGGAGAACACACGCAUUAUUGUGAUGACCACGCGGGAGGUAGAAAAAGGGCGGAAUAAAUGCGUGCCCUACUGGCCAGAGGUGGGCAGCACAAAAGAAUAUGGUCCCUACCUUGUGGAGAACACUGGGGAGCACGAUGCACUGGAAUACAAACUCCGUCACCUCUGUGUGUGUCCAAAGAACAACGGUGACGCUGUGCGUGAGAUCUGGCACUACCAGUACCUGAGCUGGCCUGACCACGGUGUCCCCAGUGAGCCAGGAGGAGUGCUGAGCUUCCUCGACCAAAUAAACCAGAAACAGGAGAGCAUCCCAGCUGCUGGGCCUAUUCUGGUGCAUUGCAGUGCUGGGAUUGGCCGCACGGGGACUAUCAUCGUCAUUGAUAUGAUAGUGGAAACAAUCUCCACCAAGGGACUGGACUGUGACAUUGACAUCCAGAAGACCAUCCAGAUGGUGAGGUCCCAACGCUCAGGGAUGGUGCAGACAGAGGCCCAGUACAAGUUCAUCUACAUGGCCAUCUGCCAGUUCAUAGAGACAACCAAGAAAAAGCUGGAGGUUAUCCAGUCUCAGAAAAGCAAGCAAAAUGAGUCUGAGUAUGGGAAUAUUGCCUACCCGCCUGCAAUGAAGAAUGCGCAUGCCAAGGCCUCAAGAAAAUCCUCCAAGCAGAAAGAGGAGUCAACAGUUUAUGAGAACUUGGGCAAAAAAGAGGAGAAAGUACGGAAACAGCUCUCCUCAGACAAGAAGCUGAAAGGCUCGCUAAAGAAAAAAUAA